CAUGGCGGCGGUGGGGCGGCGCGUCGCCGUGCUUUGCUUUGCCUCCGGUUGCUCCGCUUUGCUUGAGUUGGUCCGCGUUGAGUUGCAGCGUGCUGUGUUGCUCUGCGUUGAGUCGCUCUCGUCGCGUCGCUCUGCGUAGCGUUGCUCCGUGCCGCAUUGCUCUGCGUUGCGUCGCGCCGCUGCCCUGCAGAUGGCUGAGGACGGCACCGCCGUGCCAUGGGAGCUGCCCGGCUGCGUGGUCAGUGUGUCGGACCCCUCGGAGCCGGACGUGGAGCCAAGCAGUUGCAGCGGGGCCAUCCUGUGCCGCAGCCCGGGCCUGGUGCUGUGCCCUGCUGCCGUCUUGGUGCCCUUCCUGCAGCCCGACGUCACCGCCUGGCCCCAUGGCGAUGCCCUGCCACCCUCGGCGUUGCGGCCCGGGCUGCGCAUCUCGGUGCUGCAGGCUGCCCCGCCGCCUGACGCCGUGCAGCAGCACGUCGCGUGCCCGCUGGCCCUGCUGCGCUGCGAUGCCUUCGCCCGCGCGCUGCCUGGCACGCUCAGCAUGGCCGAGGAGAGCACCGAGGCCCUGCCCUGGUUCUGCUGGCUGCGGGUGCCCGGCCUGGACACAGCUGGCGGUACCUGGACGCCCUGGGCCCCGGCAGCCACGCUGCACAAGGGCGCGGCGCUGCUGACCUGUGGGACGCCCUUUGGUGCGCUCUGCCCUGAGCUCUUCCUCAAUGCGCUGAGCACCGGUGUGCUGAGCAAUGCCACCGGGCCUCACCGUGCCCUGCUGCUCACCGAUGCGCGCUGCCUGCCCGGCACCCAGGGUGGACCCGUCCUCGCCCUCGCGCCCGCAUCCUCCCCACCACGCCUCGUGGCUGUCNUUGCCGCCACCGCCGGCUGCCAGGGAGGCCAGGGGCUGGGGCUGGCACUGCUCUGCUCCCUGCAUGCCCUCCUGCAGAGUGCCCGCGGAGUGCUGCCCGAGCUCAGCAGCCUGCCUCCGCCACUGCCGCUGCCCGAGGCCCACGGCAGCCCAACACUGCGCUGCGCCGUGCUGGUAGAGAGCGGGAACAGCUGGGGGUCGGGCACGCUGGUGGCCCCACAGUUGCUGAUCACCUGCCGGCACGUGUUGCAACCGGGCGCCCCGCUGUGCGUCACCCUGCGGCACAGCACCACGUGUGACACUAUUCUGCAGGCCCGCCUGGUGUUCGCCACGACUGAGGCAUCCCCCUUCGACGUGGCAGUGCUGGAGCUGCAGGACAGUGUGCCCAGCUUCCAGCCCCCUGACCUUGCCACCACUUUCCAACCCGGGGAGGCGGUGCUGGCGCUGGGCUUUGGGGCGCUGGGCCGUGCGUGUGGCCCCUCAGUGACGGGGGGUGUGCUGUCGGCCGUGGUGGGAACCCCCCCGGUGAUGCUGCAGAGCACCUGUGCCGUGCACGCUGGCUCCAGUGGCGGCCCCCUGCUCUCUGCCCGCGACGGAUGCCUGCUAGGCAUCGUGGCCAGCAACGCGCGUGACAACGCUGCAGGGACCACCUACCCACAUCUCAACUUCUGCAUCCCCAUCUCCCUGCUGCGCACAUCCCUUGCCCACUAUCGCUGCAGCGGGAACCCUGCUGCCUUCGCCCCACUCAAUGCUGCCAGCGAGGGGGCACAGGCGGCAUGGCGGCUGCAGCAGCGGCCCCCCAGCAAGCUGUGACCCCUCCCCCCAAAUUGGAGUGCUUCCAUAAAAGCCCUCACUUGA
This is a messenger RNA of Meleagris gallopavo (turkey), 1717 nucleotides long. Lineage: Eukaryota; Metazoa; Chordata; Aves; Galliformes; Phasianidae. The record is from RefSeq and is a predicted model, not a curated record.